Manduca sexta (tobacco hornworm) is the source of this 1668-nucleotide messenger RNA. It is a transcript of the gene Uro, whose product is annotated as uricase. Gene Ontology annotation, molecular function: urate oxidase activity. Bases 102 to 1115 code for a protein of 337 amino acids. The record is from RefSeq and is a predicted model, not a curated record. Lineage: Eukaryota; Metazoa; Arthropoda; Insecta; Lepidoptera; Sphingidae. Gene Ontology annotation, biological process: purine nucleobase catabolic process; urate catabolic process. The transcript is spliced from 5 exons. Gene Ontology annotation, cellular component: peroxisome.
AGGGUUGGUGAGCCUUAUCGUAGUUUCCGAACGUUCUGCUUCAUGCGUCGACGUUCUUUCCUACACACACUUAAAAUUAAGUGAAUUAUAAUAUAUUAACAAUGCCGUGGACGAGCAUUAACAGAAUUUAUGCAAAGCCCUCAAACACUGCGUCUACAGAAGCGCACAUCAAUAUCCCAGCCAAACCAAAAGUGGCACUUACUGCAGCUGAGGAUACUGGCGGUAGAUUUGAACUGUGUGAUCACGGUUAUGGCAAGAGCUCCGUGAAGCUACUUCAUGUACACCGCGAUGGAGAAUACCACAGGAUCAGAGAGUUUGAAGUAAAUACGGAAUUAAAACUCGCUUCUGAAAUGGCGUACGUUAAAGGUGACAAUAAAGAAGUGGUAGCGACUGAUUCACAAAAGAAUACUAUAUAUUUAUUAGCCAAGAAGUUUGGAGUGAAAACGCCAGAGGAAUUUGGAGCGGUGGUAGUGAAUCAUUUCCUUUAUAUGUAUAAGCAAAUCACGCAGGCGAAGUGUCGCGUGGUAGAGUACCCUUGGGAGAGGCUACAGGCCGGCACGCCGCAUAACCACGCGUUCAUUUUCUCACCCACAGCGAGAAGAUGGACUGAAGUGUCGCAAUGUCGUCAUGAGGCAGUCGUAGUAAAGUCUGGUUUGAGCGAUCUUCGCGUUCUAAAGACAACACAAUCUGCGUUUGUGGACUUCGUUCAGGAUGAAUACACGACCCUCGCAGAUGCUGCUGAGAGAAUAUUCAGUACGGUGGUAGAGGCGGAAUGGAUAUACGACAGCAUGCGCACGGUAGACUUCGACGACGCAUGGCUGACGGUCAAGGACGCGAUCCUGGACAAGUUCGCAGGUCCGCCGGACACCGGCGUGUACUCCCCUUCAGUACAACACACGCUCUAUCAGGCCGAGAAGGUCGUACUCGAAAAAGUUCCUGAGAUAAACUGGAUCAAGAUGACGAUGCCCAACAAGCACUACUUGAACAUCGACAUGUCCAAAUUCCCCGCCAACGUGACGAAAGGUGAUCCCCGACAUUAUAUCUACCAGCCGAUCGACAAGCCCGCCGGUCUCAUAUAUGCACAGCUACGGAGGCGGCCCAAAAGCCGCUUGUGACAUUCAAACGACCCAUUGUGAUAUGCUGUGAUAGUAUUAAACCACCCUUAUCAAUGAACGUUAUUAAUUCGUUUUCUAAUCACUACUUUGUCAGCUAAAGUUACGUUAACUUGUUAGUUGAAAGAAUCACUGAUUAAGUUAAUGAUCAAUUAAAAAUGUUUAUUGGUAAGGCCCCUAAUGGACUGUUACAUUAUGAUUAAGAGAUUGUAUUAUCGAUGAAUGUUUACAUUUAAAGGACCGGGAUGUAUACUUUGUUUGUUUGAUCGGUUGAAUGAUGUUUAAUAUUGAGACUUAGCUCAAUAGUUUAAAUAUUUUUUGUAAUUUUUACCUAUAUGUUAAGUUUAUUGAAUGUUCUUUAAUAUCAAGACCAAAGUGUAAUAGGAUCUUUAUUAAUAUAGUUGUUAAAAAUAUAUAAUAUUUUGUUUUAUAUAAACCGCAAAUGAUUUAGUUUGUAGUCGUGUCUCUAUCGCUUUGGGAAUAAUAGGUGUAUGUGUUUGUAUGAAUUAAUUAUUACUAUUGAAUAAAUUUUUUCAAUAAACAGUCAUUAUUUGUA